This is a messenger RNA of Danaus chrysippus (African queen), 1293 nucleotides long. Lineage: Eukaryota; Metazoa; Arthropoda; Insecta; Lepidoptera; Nymphalidae. The record is from the annotation of a GenBank genome assembly.
AUGAGGGCUGUCGCGAUUGCUUUGAAGACGUUAAAGACGCCUGUAAGGUGUAUUUUUCCCAGUCGGUUCGUAGUUAAAGCUUUAUUCUCGACGAAAUGCGACGGUUUGCUCAGCGAUGUGAACGUAUUAGAUUUAUCUCGCGUCAUCGCCGGUCCAUUCUGCACCAUGACCCUGGGUGACCUCGGGGCUAAUGUUAUCAAAGUUGAGAGUCUUGAAGGUGAUGAAGCUAGGAAAUGGGGACCGCCAUUUGUUAAAGAUUCCACAGAUUCAUAUUACUUUCUCUCUGUGAACAGAAACAAGAAGAGUAUUUGCAUUAAUUUAAAAUCUCAAGAAGGUAAAAACAUAAUAUAUGAUCUGGCAAAGAAAUGUGAUGUGGUCGUUGAAAAUUUCUUACCGGGGAAGUUGGAUAAGUUGGAAGUGGGUUAUGAGAAAUUAAAAGAGAUCAAUAAACAGAUUAUAUACUGCGCUAUCACAGGCUUCGGACCGGCCGGACCUUAUGCAAAUAAACCUGGGUAUGAUGUUAUUGCAGCAGCUAUGGGCGGUCUAUUGAAUUCAACGGGUGAGAAGGACGGCAACCCAGUAAAGCCAGGUGUUGCUAUCACCGAUGUCACUACUGGUCUUCAUGCAUUUGGUGCAAUCAUGACGGCCCUGUAUUACAGACAUAAGACCGGCCGCGGCCAGAAGAUUGACUGCAAUCUGUUUUCAACACAAAUAUCAAGCAUGAUAAAUAUUGCUAAUAUUUAUUUAAACUGCGGUAUCGAAGCACAGAGGUGGGGUACAGCUCAUGCAAACUUGGUGCCGUACCAAGCUUUCAAAACUAUGGAUGGUGAUAUUGUCAUCGGUACCGGUUCCAAUGCACAAUUUGCAGAUUUCUGUAAACUUAUCAAUAGAGAAGACCUGAUAAUAGAUGAUAGAUUCAAAGAUAAUGCUUCGAGAGUAAAACAUCGUGACGAAAUAGUCAGGAUUAUAGGUGAAGUCAUGAUAACUAAGACGAGGAAGGAAUGGACUAAGAUCUUCAGGAAUGCGAGUUUUCCAAACGGACCAGUUAACAAUAUGAAAGAUGUCUUCGAUGAUGAACAUGUUAGAGAAAUUGAAUUGGUGAAGGAAUUAAAACAUGUAAAGGCCGGGACUAUAAAAACGGUUGGACCUCCUACUGUUUACUCAGAGGGUGGUAAUUCAGUUAGAUUUGCACCGCCGACCUUGGGACAGCACACACAAACGAUUUUAUCAAAUUUCUUAGGAUACAGUGAUGAUAGAAUUAAAGAAUUGAUGCUAAAUAAAGUUGUUAAGUAG